AUGACACCCAGCGCACAAUAUUUUGCCUCGGGCUUUUCGCCUGUGCUCGUCCAUUUUCUUUCGUUUCUCUUUGCGUUGCCUCACACCUCGACAUCUUGCAGAACACGUUACAUCACGACAUACCUGAAAAACAUUCCUCCCCACGCAGGCCACCGACCUGAAACAAUGCGUGCUCUCUCCAUUCUCACCCUUACCACAGUGGCCCUGGCGGCCUCUGUCCCUGAUUUUCGCCAGGACAGUGAACACAUUUCGGGUUCUCAAAGGCGCCGGAGUGCGGAACCAGGCAACAUUCAACUCCACAAGACUGUGAUUCCCGACUGGGCAGACGACAUCUACCUGACACCCAGCCCGAAGGAACAUCUCGAUUCCGAGCGACUCCUCCUCCACCAGAGCAAUGUCAAAGAUAUUUCCAAGGAGCGCGACAGCCCGUCCAUCCGCGUCGACCCUGUCGAAGUGCACAUGUACACCGAGACAUAUCCAAGCCCUGGUGUAGAGAGAAACGUGGUUUCCGCCCGUGGUACCGUGUUCGAGCCCGAACCUAACAGCCUCGGGGGCAGGGUUCCAACAUGUACCCGAAAGGCUGGGAAGCUUCAUACACAGCGAAAGUGGUCAAUCGGCUACGAUCAUGACAACAAAUACAACGGGAUGCAUUGCGGGCAAUCGGUCCGUGUAGCGCUCAAGUCCUUCAAAAAGUGCAGGCCCACGACAGAUUGGACAUGCGUGCGCAAUGGAGAGCAGGGACUAGGCGGUGUGACCGUUGAGUUUCAUACUCCGCGGGGGUGUGAUGAUCGGAGAAUUCAUCAAGCAAUGAAGAAAGCUAGUGGGGGUCAGAUUGAUGUCUGGUGUCAACACAAAUAGAUCAUCCAGCAGUCAAGUAUGACAGUAGUUUUGCUGUCAGCUGCCCGAUAGGUCGAAUAGGUGGUAGGAAAUGAGUGACCACAAGGAGUCACCCCUGCCUAUAAUUGGGAGGGAAAGCAGCCAGAAAAGAGUAGUGACGAUUGGAUGUACCUUAUAGAAAGCUCCUAACGAAUAUAAUUUAUCAUGUAUGGAAG
Molecule: messenger RNA, 1052 nt
Organism: Podospora pseudocomata
Lineage: Eukaryota; Fungi; Ascomycota; Sordariomycetes; Sordariales; Podosporaceae
Exons: 2
Coding region: 1-858 (285 amino acids)
Source: RefSeq, a predicted model, not a curated record